AUGCCAGAGGUAGCUUCAACGUCGAGGGGACAUAGGGGCGAACACAGUUUGCAGACUAUCAGGACGCCAGGAGAUUUGUUUGGGGCGUCGUCAAGUGAGCAGCAGCACCAAGCGGUCGGGUCGACGCAACGUAGACGCAGAAUUUUUCCACAGGGAGAUUCGGAUGGAUGGGAGCCGAGUCCUAAGAAGUCCGGUUGGCUUGCGCAUGGUAGCUCGGUAGUGGCAGGUGCCGAAGGUCCGAGAAGUGCUGUGCAUCAACUCCCCGAGGCUGUUCAACAAACGCCAGGCAGUCUCUAUGCACAUUCCCCAUAUUUGUGGCAUCCAUCUGUACCUGCUACAUUUGCUCCUCAGCCAGGGCUAGCAACUCCUGCGUUGGUUCUCCAAGGAGCACAGCAAGCGCAACACAUAGGACAGCUCAUGGGACAGCGGGUAACACUGCAGCCACCUACUAUCCCUCCAGUGGCAUCGUCUGCACUGCCUACAGGAAGCAGUAUUGUUAGUGUAUUGUCCAUCGAAGACUCCACACAAGCUUCGGCGUCCCAGAGAGUAUCGGUGCCUGCGACCCAAAGUGGUUCACUGGCCUUAGCUUAUGCGGCUCAAAGCGGUUCACUGGCUUCAACUUCUGCUUCUCAAAGCGAUUCAUUGGCCUCAGCGGGACCUUUGUCACAACGCGAUAAUGAAGCGUCAACGCGACGAUCAGCUCUCAUGGAGGUAGUGGCACCAGGGCCGUCAGCCGAGUCGAAAAGUAGGCAUCCCUUUGUCCGGAUGCCCACGUUAAUGCCAUGGGUACGGGUGGCGGACGUGCAGGAAGAGAUUCCGGAUUCCUGGACAGCAACGGAAGCCAUGGUUUACCUGCUUAGAACUGUGAGAAACUUGUGCCUAAAGCCAGCCCUCGACCUUAGAGACACAAAUGAAUUGGUCGGUGCCGCUAUUAACUUAGCUCGGCGCGCUCUGAUAUCUAUGACUACCCCGCUUGUCGACGUGAAGGCAUCCACGGCUGCAGAUACGUUGGGACGUCGGUUCUUGGUUUUCAAAGCAUUUCAUACAGUCUUGAAACUCGUAGGAGACGAAAAACCGCGUUUGAGAGAAUUGUGGCACACUCUUGUAGCGAGCAUUCCAACAGCAUACAGUAACCGCUUCACUGGUGCAUACAGCAAUAAGCAUAUGUUCCAGGUCGAGUUGUCGUACCAGCUAAGCGCAGCGUUGGAAUUGUACAAGAGUGGAUCUUCGCCUUCAGAUGACGAAAUAAUCGCUCUCCACCGCAAGUUGUUUUGCAUGAAGUUCUCUCCGCGGGCGUUCCUUCGAGACGCGUGGGAUCCGUGGAGACAGGAUGACACAGAAUAUAGGGAUGGUCCGUGA
Molecule: messenger RNA, 1359 nt
Organism: Eimeria mitis
Lineage: Eukaryota; Apicomplexa; Conoidasida; Eucoccidiorida; Eimeriidae
Exons: 1
Coding region: 1-1359 (452 amino acids)
Source: RefSeq, a predicted model, not a curated record